Molecule: messenger RNA, 1562 nt
Organism: Brachypodium distachyon (stiff brome)
Lineage: Eukaryota; Viridiplantae; Streptophyta; Magnoliopsida; Poales; Poaceae
Product: isocitrate dehydrogenase [NAD] regulatory subunit 1, mitochondrial
Exons: 4
Coding region: 1-1245 (414 amino acids)
Biological process (GO): isocitrate metabolic process; tricarboxylic acid cycle
Cellular component (GO): mitochondrion
Molecular function (GO): isocitrate dehydrogenase (NAD+) activity
Source: RefSeq, a predicted model, not a curated record
AUGAGAAAGAGAAUACACGGGAAAAAAAGGAAUCCUUCUUCCAUCCCUGUCUCCAUCUCUUUCCCAAUUCCACAGCUUCCUCUCCCUCCUGGACACCGAUCGCAUCCACCUCGAAACCCUAGUCCGGCCAUGGCGCGACGAUCCGGCCCUCUCCUACGGCGCCUCCUCUCUCCAUCCCCUUCCUCUCCUCUCGCUGGCGCCAUCUUUCGCCGUACCGUCACCUACAUGCCGCGCCCGGGCGACGGAGCCCCGCGCACCGUCACGCUGAUCCCUGGCGACGGCAUCGGGCCCCUCGUGACCGACGCCGUGCGCCAGGUGAUGGAGGCAAUGCACGCACCGGUCUGCUUCGAGACGUACGAGGUCCACGGCGACAUGCCCUCCGUGCCCGCCGAGGUCAUCGAGUCCAUCCACCGCAACAAGGUCUGUCUCAAGGGUGGCCUCGCCACCCCUGUCGGCGGAGGUGUCUCCUCCCUCAACGUGCAGCUCCGCAAGGAGCUCGACCUCUACGCGUCCCUCGUCAAUUGCUUCAACCUCCCCGGUCUGCCCACCAGGCAUGAGAACGUGGACAUCGCCGUCAUCAGGGAGAACACCGAGGGCGAGUACUCAGGGCUCGAGCAUGAGGUCGUGCCCGGCGUCGUGGAAAGUCUCAAGGUGAUGACGAAGUUCUGCUCUGAAAGGAUUGCUAAAUAUGCUUUUGAGUAUGCUUACCUCAAUAAUAGAAAGAAAGUGUCGGCAGUGCAUAAAGCAAACAUCAUGAAGCUUGCUGAUGGUUUGUUCUUGGAGUCUUGCCGUGAGGUUGCAACGAAGUAUCCUGGAAUCCAAUAUAAUGAAAUCAUUGUGGAUAACUGUUGUAUGCAGCUUGUUGCGAAGCCCGAACAGUUUGAUGUUAUGGUCACCCCGAAUCUUUAUGGCAAUUUGGUGUCCAAUGUAGCUGCAGGUAUUGCUGGAGGCACUGGUGUCAUGCCUGGAGGUAAUGUUGGUCAGGACCAUGCCGUCUUCGAGCAGGGGGCUUCUGCAGGAAAUGUUGGAAAUGACAACAUUGUGCAGCAGAAGAAAGCUAACCCUGUUGCUCUAUUUCUCUCAUCCGCCAUGAUGCUGAGGCAUUUGCAGUUCCCAUCAUUCGCCGACCGGCUGGAGUCAGCAGUGAAGCGUGUUAUUGCAGAAGGCAAAUACAGGACAAAAGAUUUAGGCGGCACCAGCACCACCCAGGAAGUCACUGAUGCAGUGAUUGCCAAACUCAAUUAGCGACCACUUGUGUGCUUUUUGAGUCAGUUUUUUCCACCUCGGGCUAUGCUGCUUGCCCCGAGAUUUUUGUUGAUUAUAGCUUUAGAUCAUCAUUUCGUUCAGAAAAUCAUUGUACAUCUUCAGCUAUCCUAUUUCUGGUUUUGCUUCAAAAUAAUUGAGCAAUUUACCAGGAACUAUUAUUUCCAUGUUAUAACGGGAAAUAAGAGAGAAAAUUGUAAGAAACGAUUCUCUUUUGCAUCUAGCUGCUGGUACCUCGUGGAUUUGAGGAUUUGAAUUUGGCGAUUUGUCGAUUACUAUCGAGCUUAUAUAUUGACCCA